Messenger RNA from Acaulospora morrowiae, 425 nucleotides. The record is from the annotation of a GenBank genome assembly. NCBI's taxonomy places the organism in Eukaryota, Fungi, Glomeromycota, Glomeromycetes, Diversisporales, Acaulosporaceae.
UGCCACCUGAAAAGAUUGUGAUCGGCAUGCCAAUGUAUGGUAGAACCUUUGAAAACACAAAUGGUCUUGAUACUCCAUACAAUGGAAUUGGUUCUGGAUCUUUCGAGGCGGGAAUUUACGAUUACAAAGUUUUGCCCCGGGAAGGUGCAACCGAGUAUUAUGACGAGGAGUAUGUCGCAGGUUAUAGUUACGAUCCCAAAUCUAAAGAAUUUGUGACUUAUGACACGCCACGUGUGAUUGCUGAAAAGGUCAAAUAUAUUAAAGAGAAAAAUUUGAAUGGAAUAAUGUUUUGGGAACUUUCAAACGAUCUGUCAACCGGCAAUACUCGAUCCCUACUUUCCACCGCAUAUGACUCUCUCGGAGGAUUAAAAAAUUUAGAUGAUAGUUAUAACCACUUGAAUUUUCCGUCAAGUGCCUAUGAUAAU